Molecule: messenger RNA, 1077 nt
Organism: Aedes aegypti (yellow fever mosquito)
Lineage: Eukaryota; Metazoa; Arthropoda; Insecta; Diptera; Culicidae
Source: RefSeq, a predicted model, not a curated record
UUCGUUCUUUCGUUUCGUGUCGUGAUCAAAACAAAACAAAAGUUCCGUUCUGAGAGCAGCAUGGCCGUGUUUGGUCCGAAUAAGCGUCGGAAAAUCCCCGUUCCGAAGCGGCAUGGUGUCCGCGAUCCGUUGAAGAAACUUGCCGAGAGGGAAGCUGCCAUCAAAGACAAAAUCAAUAACCCUCCAAGAGAGCGGGAUGUACAGGAAGUUUCCAAUCGCUUCAAAAAGUUUGUCCAACUCAAAGAACAAACCAAAAAUCACACCGCAAACAAGCAUCCCUCCCAUGGCCAACAUCAGCAACCAAAGGCGCGCCGGGAACCGAAGCGAAGUCAACUGCAGGUCGGAGACAGUGUUGUCCGACAGCUCCCGAAGGAACCGGAAGAAGCAUUUCUGGCUCGUGCCAGCAAACUGCAGCAAGACCGGGUAACGGAGGCCAAGUUCUCUUCCAAGUUCAACGUCGACAUCGAACGGGAUGAGUCGACCGGAGCCGUUCGAUUGAAGAAACGGAAAACCCACGAGAUUGAUGAACUGCUCAAAAAGAAAGCUGAAGAAGCAAAAGGUUUCAAGAAGAAGAAGAAGGUCAAGGAGGAAAAUAAAAAGUUAACGUUAGCAGAGAAAAAGGCUUUAAAGAAACAGAAAAUAAGGCGAAAAAAACGAAGUGAGGAGGACAAACUGUUGGAAGAGUACCAACUGGAUAACAUUGCAUUCGGGGAGGUAGUCGAUGGACCUCCAACCUUGAACACAAAACCAAGACAUGCAGACAAACUAGAGGGAGAGCCAAGGCCUGGCAAGAAACGACUAUUGCUCCACUCGCUGCUGGAUCCAUCAAAGGAUGAAGAUGAUGCUCAGGAUGCUGAGCCACAGAGAAAGAAAUCCAAGAAAAACGUACCAUCACAGGCACAAAAGAUCGACCUGAAGGGAAAGCGUAAAAAUUUGCCAGUUUGCACCAGAAUGAAACUGGAACGAGAACAACAAAGUGUAAUCGAAAUGUAUCGGAAAAUGAAAAAGUCCAAAAACCAGGGUACUUGAGAUGAGCAUACAUAUAAUAGUUGACAAUACAUAUACAUAUUAAAUUUA